AUGAGUGCCGCCACGGCAAACGCCAACCGCGCGUUUCCCCUCCACGCUUUCUCCACGAAUCCGCUGCGCGAUCGAGAUGAUGUCGUCAAGGCUGUGGCUUCGCUGCUGGAUCCGCUCUUGGCGGGUUUCUCAGAGCACAGUUCCAUGGUCAAAGUUGGAUCCACGGGAACUCGUUUUGACGAAACUGCUGCUCAGGUCGAGGGCUUUGCGAGACCGUUGUGGGGUCUUGCGGCUCUGUUGGCUGGAGGCAGUGAAUAUGCUGGCACCGAUAAGUUCGUCCAGGGUCUGGUGAAUGGCACAGAUCCUGAAAGCCCUGGAUUUUGGGGCUACAUGGAGGAUAUCGAUCAGAGGAUGGUGGAGGCGUGUCCGAUUGGGUUCACACUUACUGUUGCAAACAAGCAGUUUUGGGAUCCAUUGACAGAUAAGCAGAAGAAGAAUGUUGAGACAUGGCUGGGUAGUAUGAACGGCAAGGAGAUGCCCAACACCAAUUGGCUAUGGUUUCGUGUCUUCGCCAAUCUCGGUCUUGCAAAGAACGGAGCAAACUGGAACAGAGAGCUCGUCAAGUCAGACAUCAAGCAAUUGAACACCUUCUAUCGUGGUGAUGGUUGGAGCAACGAUGGCCCUGAGCACUACCGUCAAAUGGACUACUACUCCGGCUCCUUCGCCAUCCAGUACCUUCAGCUCCUCUAUGCCAAACUCGCCGCCGACAUCGACCCUGAACAAGCUUCAGAGUACAAAGAGCGCGCACGACUGUACGCUCAGGACUUCGUCCACUACUUCGACCCCGAAGGCCGCGCUAUCACUUUCGGACGCUCACUCACCUACCGCUGGGCCAUGGCUGCAUUCUGGGGCUCUCUACCAUUUGCCGAUGUCGACCUCCCUUCCCCCUUAUCCUGGGGUGUCGUAAAAGGCAUCUGGCUCCGCAAUCUACGCUGGUGGACCACACAAACCGACAUCUUCCAGUCCAACGGUAUGCUCACAUUAGGUUACUCUUACCCCAACACCUACCUCGCCGAGAACUACAACUCCCCCGGUUCGCCAUACUGGUGCAUGCUCGCCUUCGCCCCACUGGCAGCUUCAAAAGACCACCCCUUCUGGACCGCGAAAGAAGAACCCCAUCCAUACGCCAACGAGCGCAUUGCCAGACCGCUAAAACACCCCCGCCACAUCGUCGUGCGCAGUGGAGGCCACUCCUUCCUCCUCAGCAGCGGGCAGUCGUGCCACUACGCGAUCAAGAACUCGAACGCCAAGUACGGCAAAUUUGCAUACAGCUCUGCAUUCGGAUACUCUGUCUCCACCGGAUACCAGGAGCUCGAACAAUUCGUUCCAGAGUCCUCACUAGCUCUAUCUGAUGAUGGCGGCGAGCUGUGGAAGAUGCGCAGAGCGCAUAAUGGCGACUCGAGCAUCGAGACUUUCGAUGGUGUGCCGGUGCUGGUGAGUAGCAUGAAGCCCUGGCCUGAUGUUGAGGUACAAACAUUCUUGGUUCCACCGGCUGAGGAGAGUCCGAAUUGGCAUCUGAGGGUUCAUAAGAUCACGACUGGACGCGACGUGUUGACUGCCGAGGGCGCGUUUGCAGUGCAUGGAGCUAAGGAGGCCGAUGGACGAGCGUUCAACGGCUUCGAUGAGUCGCUUCCUGAGGGAGGCAAGGAAGAUAAGCAGAGUUCGCUUGCUGCGUCUAGAUCGGGAGCUGUUGGUAUUGUAGAGUUGUUGUCGACUAGUCGCGCUGGACACGUUUUGCAGGCAGAUGCGAACAGCAACUUGGUUGAGGCGAGGAGCGUGGUGCCACUGCUUAAGAACGAACUCAAGGCAGGUUCGACGACAUGGUUUGUUACUGCUGUAUUUGCACUGCCGGGUAGUGUCGAUGGGUGGAAGAGGAGCUGGAAGGAGGAAUGGGAGAAGAAGCCCACCAUACCGAAGUGGAUACAGGAGAAGAUUGAU
This is a messenger RNA of Macroventuria anomochaeta, 1938 nucleotides long. RefSeq lists its product as uncharacterized. Lineage: Eukaryota; Fungi; Ascomycota; Dothideomycetes; Pleosporales; Didymellaceae. The annotation marks the transcript as partial. The transcript has 2 exons. The record is from RefSeq and is a predicted model, not a curated record.